Messenger RNA from Meriones unguiculatus (Mongolian gerbil), 2557 nucleotides. RefSeq names its product threonyl-tRNA synthetase 2, mitochondrial (gene Tars2). The transcript is spliced from 18 exons. The record is from RefSeq and is a predicted model, not a curated record. Gene Ontology annotation, cellular component: cytoplasm; mitochondrion. Gene Ontology annotation, molecular function: ATP binding; threonine-tRNA ligase activity. NCBI's taxonomy places the organism in Eukaryota, Metazoa, Chordata, Mammalia, Rodentia, Muridae. The coding region runs from base 206 to 2371 and encodes 721 amino acids. Gene Ontology annotation, biological process: threonyl-tRNA aminoacylation.
AGCUUCCAGGUUCCGGCCAACCGGAACCUUUCCCAGAGCGACUGCGGCUGUGUGGGACUUGCCUCCGCCGAGUUCCUGGGGGUGGUGCCCGACCAGAGUGGCGGCAACGUGACCCAAUAGGAAGGGGUCUUAUUGGCUCGGCAGCCAAUGAACUUGGCGAGGAAGAGGCGGCGAUCUGAGCAUGGAGGCAGCGACUUGAGGCGGCAUGGGUCUGUGUCUGAGGUGGCGCCGGCUCGGGUUCCCACUCGCGGGGGUCCGCCGGGAACUCCACACAGUGCGUGAGGCCUCUGUGCGAACUCCCCCACACUGGUUGGCAGAGCGAUUUGGCCUUUUUGAGGAGCUAUGGACCGCUCAGGUGAAAAGGCUAGCAAGUAUGGCACAAAAGAAACCCCAGACUAUACUAGUGUCACUUCCUGAAGGUCAAAAGGUAGACGCUGUCGCAUGGAACACAACCCCUUACCAGCUGGCCCAGCAAAUCAGUUUAACACUGGCUGAUGCUGCAGUGGCUGCAGAGGUAAAUGGAGAACUCUAUGAUCUGGACCGACCCUUGGAAACAGAUUGCUACCUCAGAUUUCUGACAUUUGAUUCCCCAGAGGGCAAAGCGGUGUUCUGGCACUCAAGCGCCCACGUUCUGGGUGCAGCUGCUGAGCAACAUCUGGGUGCUGUUCUCUGCCGAGGUCCAAGUACAGAAUCUGGCUUUUACCACGAUUUCUUCCUGGGGAAUGAGCGGACAGUCCGCAGCUCAGAGUUGCCCGUUUUGGAGCGGAUUUGCCAGGAGAUCAUAGCUGCUGCACAACCUUUUCGAAGGCUAGAGGCUUCCCGGGAUCAGCUUCGCCAGCUCUUCAGGGAUAACCACUUUAAGCUUCAUCUGAUUGAGGAGAAAGGGACUGGCCCAGCAGCAACAGUAUACGCGUGUGGCACAUCGGUUGACCUUUGCCAGGGCCCUCAUCUUCGGCACACCGGACAGAUAGGAGCACUGAAGCUGCUGACAAACUCCUCAGCCUUGUGGAGGUCCUCAGGAGCACCAGCGGCACUGCAGAGAAUAUGGGGAAUUUCCUUCCCCAAGCCAGAGUUACUGAAGAACUGGGAAGCACGAAGGGAGGAAGCAGAGUUGAGAGAUCACAGACGCAUCGGGAAGGAACAGGAGCUCUUCUUCUUCCAUGAGCUGAGCCCCGGGAGCUGCUUUUUCCUGCCACGAGGGACAAGAGUCUAUAAUGCCCUGGUGGCUUUCAUUAGGGCUGAGUAUGCCCGCCGUGGUUUCUCAGAGGUGAAGACCCCCAUGCUGUUUUCCACAAAACUCUGGGAGCAGUCAGGGCACUGGGAGCAUUACAGGGCAGACAUGUUUUCCCUGAAGCCCCCACGCGCUGACGUCGACAGCCCCCAGAGUGGCCUCCCUGCCAGGUCUCCCCAAGACAUGCUUGCUCUCAAGCCCAUGAACUGCCCUGCACACUGCCUGAUGUUUGCUCACCGGCCCAGAUCCUGGCGGGAACUGCCUGUGCGGCUGGCUGAUUUCGGAGUCCUGCAUCGGGCAGAGGCUUCCGGCAGCCUGGGAGGAUUGACACGGCUGUGGUGCUUCCAGCAGGAUGAUGCUCACAUCUUCUGUGCGCCCAAUCAGCUGGGAGCAGAGAUCCGGGGCUGCCUGGAUUUUCUCCGAUCUGUUUAUGCUGUUCUUGGUUUUUCCUUCCACCUGGCUUUAUCUACUCGACCAUCUGACUUCCUAGGGGAGUCUCACCUGUGGGACCAGGCUGAGCAGGUCCUACAACAAGCCUUGGAGGAAUUUGGAGAACCCUGGGACCUUAACCCUGGAGAUGGUGCUUUCUAUGGGCCUAAGAUUGAUGUGCACCUCCACGACGCCCUCGGUCGGCCCCACCAGUGUGGAACCAUCCAGCUUGACUUCCAGCUGCCUCGGAGAUUCAACCUUCAAUACAAGGGGCAGGCGGGGGCCCUUGAAUGUCCUGUCCUUAUUCACCGGGCAGUGCUUGGCUCCGUGGAAAGGCUGUUGGGAGUGCUGGCAGAAAGCUGCGGGGGGAAAUGGCCCCUGUGGCUAUCCCCAUUCCAGGUAGUGGUCAUCCCUGUGGGGACAGAACAAGAGGAAUAUGCCAGGCAGGUACAACAGUGCCUGCAGGCUGCAGGGCUCAUCGGUGAUCUCGAUGCCGAUCCUGGACUGACCCUCAGCCGGAGAGUCCGCCGGGCCCAGCUUGCCCACUACAAUUUUCUGUUUGUGGUUGGCCAGAGAGAGCAGAGCCGAAGAACCGUGAACAUACGGACUCGCAACAACCGACAGUUGGGGGAGCGAGGCAUGGCCGAGGCUGUGCAGAGGCUGCUGGAGUUACAGGGUUCCAGGGUCCCCAACGCGGAAGAAGUGUUCUGACCUCUAUUCCCUGCUGAGCUGUGGACUGGUGAGAGCUGUCCAUCCUUAGCACAGGAGACCCCCUCUCACCUGGCAGCCCAGCAUGUCCCUGAGUCCUCAUAACUGCUCUCCUGGAACCUUGGUGAGGGAUUCCCCACAGGAAGGAACACUGUGCUUGAAUAGAAGGAGAAUAAAAAAUAAACUUAA